AUGAGCACCUCAAAGGUUACUUCAAAGUCGACGGCCAGCGCCGUCGCUACACCGGUGGAGAUAGAUGCCUCUUCAGAUAUCAGUACUCCCUCCGCAGAGUACGGUGGGUGGAAGAAGAGUGUUUAUAAGGAUUAUGCGCUUCAGAUGAUCGUUGAAUUCAUAGGCACCUUUCUCUUCCUCCUCUUCGCCUUUGGCGGCACCCAAGCCGCAAAAGUCAACUGGGACUACGCCGCCCCGAACCCCGCCCAUAACCCCACAAAAGCCGUCGCAUCGCCCGAUCUCCUCCUCUACAUCGCCGUCGCUUUUGGUCUCUCACUCACAGUAAAUGUGUUUGUCUUCUACCGUGUCAGCGGUGGCCUCUUCAACCCCGCGAUCACAACGGGACUUGUGGUCAUUGGCGCGAUGAGCCCGUUGAAGGGAGCCUUGCUCGGUGCGUCGCAGUUGCUAGGAGGGAUCGCUGCGUCGGCGGUGGUUGCGGGAUUGUUGCCGGGAGGUUUGGCGGUCGGGACGGCUCUGGCACCGGGAGUUUCAACUGUGCAGGGAUUGUUUCUGGAAAUGUUCUUGACUGCGGAACUCAUGAUUACGAUCUUCCUUCUUGCCGUUGAGAAGCACCGCGCAACGUAUAUUGCGCCUCUUGGUAUCGGCGCUUCCUUCUUCAUCACCCAGCUGUUCGGUGUUUACUUCACCGGAGGCUCCCUAAAUCCCGCACGAUCUUUCGGCCCGGCUGUCGUGACAGGCGACUUCCCAAGCUACCAUUGGAUCUAUUGGCUCGGACCAGUAAUGGGCGCAUGCCUCGCCGCAGGAGUAUACAAAAUCCUCCUCCUCGCAGACUACACGACCAUCAACCCCGGCCAGGACGAGGAUGGCCUCACCUCUGUUGAGUCUGUCCUCACCGCCAUGCGCAAGGGUAACGGCAUCACCAGGGCCGAUGGCGAGUUAGGCAGACGCGGAGAGAUCAGUAUUGUCUAA
Messenger RNA from Morchella importuna, 969 nucleotides. RefSeq lists its product as uncharacterized. Gene Ontology annotation, biological process: transmembrane transport. Lineage: Eukaryota; Fungi; Ascomycota; Pezizomycetes; Pezizales; Morchellaceae. The record is from RefSeq and is a predicted model, not a curated record. Gene Ontology annotation, molecular function: water channel activity. Gene Ontology annotation, cellular component: plasma membrane. The coding region runs from base 1 to 969 and encodes 322 amino acids. The transcript has 8 exons.